AUGAAGACGGGUAUUGUUCCACAGCCAACGCCUACCCAAGCAUGGUUCUCCGCUAUUGAACGUUUUAAGCCCCUGAAUCAAAUUUCUUCCACAAUUCCUUCCCGACUUAUGAUUGAAGAGUCUCCAUUAUCAUUUCCAUCUGAGCUGAGGAACAUUAAAUAUCUUACAAACCCUCUUCCACAUCCCCCUCAAGACAUAUGGUAG
This is a messenger RNA of Trichomonas vaginalis G3, 204 nucleotides long. RefSeq lists its product as uncharacterized. Lineage: Eukaryota; Parabasalia; Trichomonadida; Trichomonadidae. Bases 1 to 204 code for a protein of 67 amino acids. The transcript has a single exon. The record is from RefSeq and is a predicted model, not a curated record.